Messenger RNA from Schistosoma margrebowiei, 1518 nucleotides. NCBI's taxonomy places the organism in Eukaryota, Metazoa, Platyhelminthes, Trematoda, Strigeidida, Schistosomatidae. The record is from the annotation of a GenBank genome assembly.
AUGACUAUGAUUCAGUUACAGGAUACUAGGAUUGGUCAAUUGUUACAAACCAUUCGUCACAAGGUUGAUCCACCUCUUCAAAAACGCAUUCGACUUAUUAUCAAAGCAUGGCAAAAGCUACUAUCCUCUGAAUAUUCACAUCAGUAUGUCAUUCCUUUGAAGACUUCGGACAAAAAUAUACCUACGUCACCUAGGUCGAAUGGCACACCAAUUAAAAUAUCUGCUCGUGAAAGAUCCAAGCAACCAGCAGACACUGUAAAUGCAAUAUACCCUCCUCAGAUAAAAAGCUCCGUACAUCUCACAAAGAGAAAUUUCCCCGAUUCUCCCUCAGAAAAACUCAACAAAGAUGAUUCACAAAAAUCUGCUGUGCAUCUAACACACCAAAACGAUAACUAUGUUUCAAAUAUUUCUAAACGUCUGAAGUGCGUAGACACAACAUCAACAGUCGUUCAGGUCAAAAGUCCGAGUAACCUUGUGAAUGGUAGUAAAUGUAUGGAAUCACAACCUCAGAAUACCGGGUUUAGAGAAAAUUUAGAUACUUCAGUACCUCAAACAAUUAUUUCAACAGCAUCUCGAUCUCCUUCAUCGAAGCUCCGAGUAGCGAAUUCCAUGCGUUUGACGAAAGUGAAAUCAACUGCAGAACUGGUCCAAGCUGCAGGAGAUUGUAUUGAUUCCGUAACUGCUGACCGCAUUCUUACAAACAGAAUCAGCAAAGAAGUUGACCCUCCUCGAGUAUGUUCAAUGAUGCAACCCACAAAAACACGACUGGCUCGUGCAAACUCUGGCUCUCAGUCAAGUUCACGCUGUGUCUCUGCCAAUAAUAAUGAAACUUCGCAUUCUCCUAAAUGUAAUACAAUUUUAGAAUUAAAGUCGGAAAUACCCUUGGAGUGUCGAGAAAGUCCUGCUGUAUACGAAAAAGAUCACAACCUAACUUCUGAUUCGGUUAAAAGUGUUAUACCUUUUGUAAACGUUUCAUCUAUCAAUAAUCAAAGUCCUAUAAGCUAUAAUAGUGAAAAUAUAUCCAAUCGACUAUUAUUCAAAGAUGUUGGGAACGACACUGCGUCAAUCGCCCAGAAAGUUAAAAAGAAAAAGAAGCAUAAACAUCACAAGGAUGAAGCUGAAAUAUUAGGUCCUUCCAGACUACAUUCCAACCAACUAAAAAGCCAUCGUAAAAACAAAACGGUUUUCCCCCCUGUGACUAAUUUUAUGAACGAUUGGCCUGACCUACCAUGUUUGCCGGAAAACAUUGACUGGCAUAGCCUUGAUCGCAGUUAUGUAACUGUCUGUGAUAACAGUUCUAUGGAAAUUUCAGAAUAUAGCUCUCCCAAAAAGUGUACAGUAGGUGCAGAAACUGAAUAUGCUUGUAUUUCUCCCACUAAUUUACACUCAAUCAUCCUAGAUGAUCAGUAUUUACAUAUACUCCCUUGGGUUGAUAUGAUUGGUUACAAGCGUCAUUUCUUCCCUUCUUGUUCCGAUCAGGAGUUGAGUGAACUAACUACAAUGCCCGAGCCUUGGUGA